AUGCAAUAGCCAUAAAUAGAGCUGAUAAAUCUAGACAAGCCAAAAUUGUCAAUAGCUUCAGCCCUUUUGUCAAAGAAGUCUGAAAAGAAGAAUCAAAGAAAAUCCAGAUUUUCAAGAUUCUCUAGAAUAAGCAAAUUAUCAGUACACGACCUAAAAACCGGUUUAUCUUAUAUCCGAGAGAGUUGGAGAAGUGGGAUGGCAACAACGUUUUUAAUAAUGCCUUUUGCAUUGAAUGCAGGAAGUUAUUCAGGCUUAAAUGCAAGUAUUGGACUAACAUCAGCAUUUAUUGGAAGCUUUGUAAAUGGAUUGUUUAGCGGAAGUAACCACUCAAUUUAUGUUCCAAAUUAAAUGGCGACUCGAUUUAAUUACCACAUCGUUUAAGAGUAUGGAGUUGAGGCCGUGCCUUGGGUUACUUUGAUGAUUGGAAUUAUAAUAUACAUUUGCGGCUUAUUCAAAUGGCAUCAUUUAAUUGAAUUCAUGCCAAGCUACGUGAUAGAAGGGUAUUUUUGGGGUUUGGGAUUCUUAAUCAUUAACAACUAUAUUGAUUAUGGAUUUGGUCUUAGUGAUUUACAAUCAAACACAGGAUUUUAAAUAUAUGAGAAUCGGUUCGAGAUGUAUAAAAGUUACUUUGAGCGGGGGGAUUUGCAUCAUUUAUUUGCAACAAUAGGGGUUUUUCUAUUUUUGUACAUUGGGAAUAAGGUUCAUAAACCAUUUCCUUGGGUGAUCGUAAGUACCUUUGUAGGGAUAUUCAUUGGGUAAUUUUAUCCAGAUGAAAGGUGCCUGAGAAGUGUUUAUGGAGAUGUCUCUUUGUCUUUUAAUUGGAUCGAGACAUAUGGUGAGAUAUUCAAGGUUGAUUUCAAUAUUCUCUAUAGAUUAUUCUAAGAAGCCGUUCCAAUGGCACUGUUUAUAAUGACAUAGAAUUUGAUUUGUGCUAAGGGAGCGGAGAUAAUGAUGAAUGUGAAAUGUGAUUACGAUUAAGAAAUUGAAUGCGUUUCGGUUUGUAAUAUAUUAUCAGGGUUACUAGGAGGAAUUCCAUGUAAUGCCCAACAAAGAUUAUAUGUAUUGAACAUAAAAGUGAAGGAAGUGAAUAAAUGGUCAUCAAUUUUGAAUUCGUUUUCUAUUUUAAUAUUUUAUGGAGUAUUAGGGAAGUACUUUAUGGAGAUCCCACUAUUUAUAAUUGGUGGCUAAGUAUUGUACUCAGGGUAUUAAUGUCCGACUUGGAGUUUUUAUGACAGAGUACUGGCUACAAGGAGGUAUAGAACAAUCCUGAAGGUUGUGGCUCUUGCCACUUUAUCUGUCUAUUAUGGUCCUAUACCUGCCUCUUUGAUUGGGAGUCUAUAUGCAUUGUUGAAAUUCGCAGAAACGAUGAGUGCAGCUGCCAGCGAAAUAGUUCUUAAACAAGGAGUGCAGAGUGUAAAGUUAAGGCAUUCGAUGACUAGAUAGCAAGAUGGGGAAGAUGAACAAAGAGUGCAAGUAGACGUUGAAAAUGAUCUGUUGGAUGAUGUCAAUACUGAAUAUAUCAUAUAUCGAUUCAAUGGAUCACUGAAUUACAUUAAUGCGAAAAAUCAUGUCGAAUAGAUUAAACGAUUGCCUGAGAUAGAUACUAUUGUGUUUAGUUUUAGAUAUGUUAGCGUUUUGGAUGAACAAGCCUUGGAUCGUUUAGGGGUUAUUAUGGAUAAUUUGCUAAAGAGUGGAAGAGAAUUGUAUUUCACUGGUUUACAUGAACAGAUGAUCGAGCAAAUGAAAUUUAAUUAAUUUUUUAAAGACUUUAUCGAAAUUAAGUCUCAAAAUCUGAAAUUCUUAGGAAAAUGA
This is a messenger RNA of Paramecium tetraurelia, 1812 nucleotides long. RefSeq lists its product as uncharacterized. NCBI's taxonomy places the organism in Eukaryota, Ciliophora, Oligohymenophorea, Peniculida, Parameciidae. The record is from RefSeq and is a predicted model, not a curated record. The transcript is spliced from 3 exons. Gene Ontology annotation, biological process: transmembrane transport. Gene Ontology annotation, cellular component: membrane.